Molecule: messenger RNA, 3740 nt
Organism: Amborella trichopoda
Lineage: Eukaryota; Viridiplantae; Streptophyta; Magnoliopsida; Amborellales; Amborellaceae
Gene: MSH3
Product: homolog of DNA mismatch repair protein MSH3
Biological process (GO): mismatch repair; mitotic recombination
Cellular component (GO): nucleus
Molecular function (GO): mismatched DNA binding; ATP binding; ATP-dependent DNA damage sensor activity
Source: RefSeq, a predicted model, not a curated record
ACGAGAUAGUGAUAGAAAGAGAAAGCCGGGAGAGAGAGACGGAGAGAAAUUCAGGAGAGAGAGAGAGACAGAGAGUCAUGAAGAAACUUUAAUCCAGAGAGAUGGAGGGAGAGGGUUAAGCCGGAACCCUGACCCUAACACUAUGGGGAAGCAGAAGCAGCAGGUCAUUUCUCGCUUCUUCGCACCAAAAGAAGCCCUAACCUCAACCCCACCUUCAAAAAAGCUCAAAUCCUGUUCCUCUUCUCCAAGCCCUGGAAAUGCAGAGAAAACCCUAAUUUCCGCAAAAACCGUAGCCAAUUCAUCAAAACCUAUAGUUUCCUCCAAAGCCAUAGCCACGCCUCCAAAAACCCUAAUUUCACCUGCAAAAUCAGACUCAAAAUCUUCUCUACCUGCGUUCAAUCCAUCUCUUCAUCGCAAAUUCCUUGAGAAACUCCUUAAUCCACCGUCUUCAAAUCGUACCUUGUCCAACCAUAAAUUGGCUUCAAAUGACCAGAAAUUCACCCCAUUAGAGCAACAGGUGCUUUCACUGAAAUCACAGUACCCAGAUGUCUUGUUAAUGGUUGAAGUGGGGUAUAAAUUUAGGUUUUUUGGGGAAGAUGCAGAGACGGCAGCUAGGGCUUUGGGUAUAUAUUGUCACCAAGAUCAUAAUUUCAUGACUGCAAGCAUUCCUUCCUUUAGGCUCCAUGUUCAUGUACGUAGGCUCGUGGGUUUAGGCUUUAAGGUUGGGGUGGUUAAGCAAACAGAGACAGCUGCUAUAAAAGCUCACGGGUCGAACAAAGUUGGGCCCUUUUCAAGGGGCCUCUCUGCCUUGUAUACAAAGGCCACUAUAGAGGCAGCUGGUGAUUUAGGGGGAGAACUGGGUGAUGCUUGUUAUAAUUCGAGCAAUUAUGUUAUGUGCGUUGUUGAGAAGAGUGAAUUGGGGUUUGUAGAAGAAGGUUUUGAUACUAGAAUCGGCAUUUUAGCAGUGGAGAUUUCGACUGGUGAUGUGAUUUUUGGGGAAUUUAAAGAUGGGGUUAUGAGGGCUCAGCUUGAAGCUGUGCUUUUAAGUGUUGGCCCGGCGGAAUUGCUUUUGGGUUCUCCCCUUUCAGCCCAGACGGAGAAGAUACUUUUGGGAUAUGCUGGUCCCACAUCUAAUGUUCGGGUUGAGCGUGCUUCACGAGAAUGCUUUAAUGAUGGAGGGGCCCUUGCUGAAGUGAUGUCUUUAUAUGAAAAAUUGGUGGAAGAUGGUUCGACUGUGAAGCAGUGUGAGCAGAAGGAAGAUAUCAAGCCGAAUGAAAAACUUUCUCUUGGAGUGGAGGGAAUCAUGGCGAUGCCAGAACUGCCUGUCCAAGCACUUGCGUUAGUUCUUCGCUACCUUAAGCAAUUUGAAUUGGAGAGAAUAUUGUGUUUAGCGACAUUUCGACCAUUAUCUAGCAGCAUUGAGAUGACUCUUUCAUCAAAUAUUCUUCAGCAGCUGGAGGUUCUGAGGAACAAUUCCGAUGGUUCUGAGAUUGGUUCCUUAAUAAAGUUGAUGGACAACACUCUCACUGCAUUUGGUUCUAGACUUCUGAAACACUGGUUGACCCAUCCUCUGCGCGACAGGAUCUCAAUCUUGGCACGCCUUGAUGCAGUUUCUGAGAUUGCAGAUUCGAUCCGUGUGGGUGAAGGUGCACAUAAUGCAGCAGACAAUGAAUCCACUGAUUGUGGUGCAAAAGUGGUCCGCGUUGAACUUUACAAUCUUCUUUCGUCAGUUUUAACCACAUUGGGUAGGUCUCCUGAUGUUCAAAGGGGAAUUGCACGAAUUUUUCACCGAACAGCCACUCCAAAGGAGUUCAUUGCAGUCAUCCAUGCAUUAUUGUGUGCUAGUAAACAACUUCAACGACUUGACCUUGGGGAGGAAAGUAACGAGGGACCAACGAGUCCUCGAUCAGAUUUAUUAAGAAGAUUAAUUUUGACAGCAUCAUCAUUGAAAGUAACAAGCCAUGCUGCAAAACUUCUCUCCGCUUUAAACAAGGAUGCAGCAGACCUAGGAGAUAUAAAUAAUCUGUUUAUAGCAUCAAAUGACAAGUUCCAAGAGGUUGCAAGAGGCUGCACAGCUGUUCAGGCAGCUGAGGAAAAAUUGGAUGCUCUAAUUGGUCAGUACAGGAAAAUACUUGGAAUACGGAAUUUGGAGUUCUUGAGCGUCUCUGGUUCCACUCACUUAAUAGAGUUGGCAUCAGAAGUAAGGGUACCCCAAAAUUGGGUCAAGGUCAAUAGUACCAAGAAAACAAUUCGCUACCACCCUCCUGAAGUCCUUACUGCUUUAGAUGGACUUGCACUUGCCAAGGAAGAACUGACUAUCAUUUGCAAAACUACUUGGGAGAGCUUUUUAGCUGGAUUUGGUAGUUAUCAUGCAGAUUUUCAAGCUUCUGUUCAAGCCUUAGCUGCUCUAGAUUGUCUGCUCUCACUUGCUAUUCUUUCUCGUAAUCAAAAUUAUGUUCGUCCUGUUUUUUUGGAAGAGAAUGAACCUGCACAGAUACAAAUUCAGUCCGGUCGACAUCCGGUUCUGGAGUCAAUUUUACAAGAGAGUUUUGUCCCUAAUGACACCAAUUUGCAUGUAGAGAGGGAGUAUUGUCAAAUCGUCACUGGGCCAAACAUGGGUGGGAAGAGUUGCUACAUUCGCCAGGUUGCUCUUAUUGCCAUUAUGGCUCAGGUUGGUUCAUUUGUACCAGCAUCAUCAGCAAGGUUACAUGUCUUGGAUGCCAUUUACACUAGAAUGGGGGCAUCUGAUAGCAUCCAGCAUGGGUCCAGCACCUUCUUUGAGGAGCUAAGUGAGACCUCAUCCAUACUCCAUAGUUGCAGUUCACGAUCUCUGGUGAUUAUCGAUGAGCUGGGUCGAGGUACAAGCACCCAUGAUGGGGUCGCCAUAGCCUAUGCCACACUACAUUACCUUCUCAAAGAGAAGAAAUGCUUGGUUCUCUUUGUAACCCACUACCCCAAAAUUAUUGAUAUAAAAUACAAGUUUCCCGGUUCCGUUGGGCCCUAUCACGUUUCAUAUUUGACAACAAAGACCACAGAAAAUGGAGAAAAUACAGGUCAUGGAAAUGUGACUUUUCUUUAUAAGGUUGUUCCUGGUGGGACAGACAAGAGCUUUGGCCUUAACGUUGCUGGGCUUGCACAGCUUCCUGCAUCAUGUAUAGCACGAGCUGCUGUCAUGGCUGCCAAAUUGGAGUCAGACGUGUGCAGUCGGCUGAAGAACAGGUUAUCGGGGAACAUACAGAGAGUGUCAGUCAUAGAUCACAGCCCUUUUGAUGAACACGGAGUUCGGGAGAAAGAAUAUCUUGAGGUUUUCUCUCUCUUAUGGAACAGUUUGCUAGAUUCUGAUCCCUCAAACUGUCUUCACUCCUUGAAAGACAUUCAGAAGCAUGCAUUGGAGAUCUUUUCUUCAGAAAAUGGUCAAUAAACAGAUGUUGAGGGGGAGGAUGGUGAUCUGCCUAAGAGAAUGGGGGACUACAGCUCAAUUGACUUUCUAUUCUAGUCACAGUCCAAUGCAAGGUUCUUGUGGCAUUAAUUUUCCGCGAGUUGAAGGCCUACCACAUUGAAAGUGUGGUAAAUUUUGUAUGUAAAAAAAAUGUAAUUAGAAGUUUUGAAACUUCGCUUUUAUACAUAUUUAUGAGUCUUCAAUAUACAGUUCGGAAUUUCAUAUUCCAAUUUGCUGACGUUGAUUGUUAUUUUGCUUUUUUAACAUGUUAACAUAUGAUUAUCUAACUUUUGAACUUACU